Messenger RNA from Batrachochytrium dendrobatidis JAM81, 1877 nucleotides. RefSeq lists its product as uncharacterized. NCBI's taxonomy places the organism in Eukaryota, Fungi, Chytridiomycota, Chytridiomycetes, Rhizophydiales. Gene Ontology annotation, molecular function: alkaline phosphatase activity. Gene Ontology annotation, biological process: dephosphorylation. The transcript is spliced from 9 exons. The record is from RefSeq and is a predicted model, not a curated record. The coding region runs from base 32 to 1744 and encodes 570 amino acids. Gene Ontology annotation, cellular component: fungal-type vacuole membrane.
UUGACGUGAAGAAGUAAUCCAUUGUCAAGCAAUGAAUACAAAAACAAUCAACUCUCCUGCCGCUGAUCUCAGCCCAAACGACCUAGAAGGAGCUCCGUUUCUACCUCCUGCGUUGCCCUAUGAAGCUGCCAAGAAUCCAUCAGACCAGCUUGCAACGGUGUCAGUCUUGGGAAUUCGUUUGCAAUACCGCAAGCGCAACAAGGGUUAUAUUUUCCUACUGUGUAUGAGCGCAUGUUUAGUAACUGUCGCUGUUAUUACUGCUGCUGGAUGGUAUUUGGGCUCGCUGCAUACUCGUUUGCGACGGAUGCACAAAGUACCAGUUCGUAAUGUUAUUAUGAUGAUAUCAGAUGGGUUUGGUCCAGCUUCACAGACUUUGGCUCGCAACUACAAUCAGUACCUCAACAACCUGCCUGUUGGCACUCAGCUGCCAUUGGACACUAUUCUCGUUGGCUCUUCACGCACACGCAGUUCGUCUAGUUUUGUAACCGAUUCAGCUGCUGGAGCAACUGCUUUUUCUUGUGCUCUCAAAACCUACAAUGGAGCCAUUGGUGUUAAUUCCAAUGGUAUUCCAUGUGGUACAGUGCUAGAGGCUGCCAAAGAUCGUGGCAUGUUUACGGGCCUUGUCGCUACUUCCCGUAUUACUCAUGCUACUCCUGCCGCGUUUUCUGCCCAUGUGGGUAGCCGAAAUGAUGAAGAUCAAAUUGCACUUCAGCAACUGGGCGACUAUAAACUGGGUCGUCGUGUUGAUCUAAUGUUUGGAGGUGGAUUAUGCCAUUUUCUUCCUAAUUCUACAGCAGAAAGCUGUCGUACCGAUGGUAUCGAUGUAAUGGAACAAGCACGUAAUCUUGGCUGGAAUGUCGGUGUUGGAAAAAACUACUUUGAUCAGAUUUUCUUUGAAAAAAGCACUCUUCCAUUGCUAAACUUGUUUACUUUGGACCAUAUGUCCUAUGACAUUGAUCGUGACGACGCCGUCGAGCCUUCUCUUACCAGCAUGAGUUUGAAAGCCCUUGAUUUGCUCAACAAAGCUAGUUUGGAAAAAAACACUGGCUUUUUUCUCAUGAUUGAAGGCAGCCGCAUCGAUAUGGCCGCGCAUACCAACGAUCCAUCCGCCCAUAUUGGAGAAAUCUUGCAAUACAAUACAGCCAUUAGUGCUGUAAAAAAGUUUGUUGAUGAUCAUCCUGAUACCAUUCUAAUUUCCACUUCUGAUCAUGAAACGGGUGGUCUUUCCGUUGGAUAUCAGCUUGGUCCCAUGUAUCCAAUCUAUGCAUGGUUUCCAGAAGCCAUCACAGGUGUAAAACGCUCUGCUGAGUAUAUUGUUCGUCAAAUUAAACAAUACUCUGGUGCCGAUGCUACCAACUUUAUCAAAAACACUGUAUUCCCCAAGUGGCUCAACAACACUGAUCCUGAUCCUUCUGAUGUUAACUAUCUGUCUAAUACGUCACAGCCAUCUGAUCAGAUGGAGUACAAAGUUGGUGGUAUUGUGAGCAGCUGGGCCGGUCUUGGAUGGUCAACUCACGGACAUUCUGCUGUAGACGUCAAUCUAUACGCAUAUGGUGCCAACUCGAAAGAUCUAUUUGGAAACCAUGAAAACACUGAUAUUGGCAAUUUUAUCAUCAAGAAUCUUAAUUUGGAUCUUGCUAAAGUUACCCAGGAUCUCAAUGGAUGGAAACCAGGAAACUAUACCAAGAUUGAAGAGCACUCAAUAGAAACGGAGCGUCAUAUCCAUGCUCAACAUAAUCUGUGAUUCAUGCUUUUAUCCGACACUGGCCUACAUUUGUAUGGUAUGCUUGCUCAAAGUGAUGUUGUGCAUUAGCGUUUAAAGCUAUUCACGAACAAAAUAAUACAUUUUCAAAUAAAAGGUUUAUUCCAAGUCACGU